UUAUAUAUUUGAGAAACUAUACUAUGAAGAAUUACCUGAGAUUUCUCUAAAAUAUGAACAUAAAAGAUAAAAAUAGGAUAACUGUUCCUUAGAGCUGCAGCGGUACGGUAUGUUUCUAGGGUUUUUUCUUGUAUGUAUAAUAUUCCAAGCUAGUUUGUUUUUAUGUCAACUUGUUGUAAAUUUUAUAACAAUUACAAUUUAUACCAGUUUCCUUACAAUAAAUUCGUAAUAUCACCAAAAUUCGUCAUUUUCCGUGACUGAGUUAUUGAAACACACACACACACAUGAACAAGAAUGCCGCCAUCUUGUCAUGUAAAUACACGACGACCGUUAGAGAUACACAGUAUGUUCCCAAAUUUCAAAUUGUACUGGAAUAACGUUAUAAACAGAGAUGUGGAAAUAAUAGUGAAUCGUUCAAUUUGAUAACCAAAUAGAAUGUUGUCAUGACAAAUGGGAUUUUUUUUUGUAUUAGUAUGUUUGUUUUAUUAUUAGUAUCUUUUGUCUCCCCACGAAGGAACUAUGGUGAACAUCUCAGACACCAAACUUUACAUAUGCUUUCUUAUUCGGUAGAGACUUCUAAUUUUGGCCAUGGUUUACUGCUGCAGCCAGGACUGUCUUCUCAUGAUGGAACUCCUCAACGGUGAACAGCUCAGUCGUCAAACUUUACAUAGGCUUUGUUCUUGGGUAGAGGAUCCUAGUUUCGGGCAUGGUUUACUGCUGCAGUCAGGACUGUCUUCUCAUGAUGGAACUCCUCAACGGUGAACAGCUCAGUCGUCAAACUUUACAUAGGCUUUGUUCUUGGGUAGAGGAUCCUAGUUUCGGGCAUGGUUUACUGCUGCAGUCAGGACUGUCUUCUCAUGAUGGAACUCCUCAACGGUGAACAGCUCAGUCGUCAAACUUUACAUAGGCUUUGUUCUUGGGUAGAGGAUCCUAGUUUCGGGCAUGGUUUACUGCUGCAGCCAGGACUGUCUUCCCAGGAGAGAACUUCUCAACGAUGAAUAGUUCAGUAGCCAAAUUUUGUACAAAAUUAAGUGGAACGUGAUUUUCAUUACGGUCUUUUCGUCUUACAAUUUUUAUAGCAUAUCCGUAAAUAGAAUUGUAGGUACAUAUCUAUUGCCCAUUGCUUAUACAACAGUACGUUCAGAUUAUGUAGUUUACGCACCCGCUUGUUUUUCAGAAAAAUGGAUGCUCCUAGCACUUCCUCGGCUACGCCCUCUACUAGUGGACCAAAACCACUAGUGGUAGGCAAAAAAGUCGUAAUGACGCCAGAGGGAACCCUGACGUUGACCGAGGACGUCCUGUUGGAGAAAACUGCUUCGGGACGUCUUAAAAGUUUCUGUCCAGAGACGAUUCAUGUGGGAGAAGGCUUGUCUCUCAUAGACGAGGGCGGAAGUCACCUUAGACCGCGCAAUCUUUUUCCCGAAACGAAUGCUGAAAGGGAUGAAGGAGACAUUUUCGACGAGCCGCUUGCUCAAGCUCUUGCGGGGGACUCCGGGAGUGAAGCUGACGACGGGGAGGAGCUCACCCUGGAAGAGCUUCAGCAAAUAUUAGAGACGGCUGAGGACGAGGCCGAGGAUACUUCGGAGGAGCUCCAGUGGAGCGAAGAUUUUUCAAGUUUCCGCGCGGUGCAAGAGGACUUUAAUGAGAGCGUUGGUCCUAAAAUUGUUGGAACACGACCUUUCGCGUUGUUCCAACAAAUUUGGGACCAACCUCUCAUGGAGUCAAUUGCCACGGAAACAAAUAGGUUUGCGUGGCAACAUAUUGCUCCACACUUCGAGGUGGAAGACGAACUUGCCGAAAAAAGCCGACUAAGGCAGUGGGCCGACACCUCUGUGGGAGAGCUGUACAAGCUGUUUUCUGUUUUAUUGCUAAUGGGGAUGUGCGUUAGGGGACGGCUGGACGAGUAUUGGUCAACAGGAAUUUUGGGAAUGCCGGGAUUUCGAAAAAUCAUGCAAAAAGAUCGCUUUUUAUUACUCAUGCGCUUCCUGCAUUUCGCUGAUAAUAACACAAUUCAUCACGGGGAUGACAAAAAACUAGCGAAAAUCAGGCCCCUUUUAGAACAUCUAAACAAAAAGUUUGCCGAUAUCUACUCGCCUCGCAGAGAGAUGAGUAUAGAUGAAUCGUUGCUGCUUUGGAAAGGACGUAUUAGUUGGAUGCAGUGCAUCCGCUCCAAAGCAGCAAGAUUUGGAAUAAAAACAUGAACUCUGCGAGGCUGUGUCGGGGUACGUGCUCAAAGUGAUUAUUUACACCGGAAAAGGGACAUUACCCAGGGCAUCGGUGUUUGGGUUUUCGUCUUCUACUGCCAAGAUAGUUCUGGAACUUUUCAAGGACUAUCUUGGCAGGGGAUUUACCCUUUUUAUGGACAAUUUCUACAACUCAAUUGCAUUGCGGAGCAGCAAUAGCCCCGGGCUUCGCAAGGGCACCAUGGCGCUGGUGCGCGAGAACCGGCUACCGCCCUGCUACUGGCGGCUGGGCCGCAUCGAGCCCUGCUUAACAGGCCACGACGGCGUCACACGAGUGGCAGAAAUCCGUACAGCGCGUGGAGUCAUCACGCGGGCAUUUAAUAAUAUUUGUCCCCUCCCUAAUGAAUCUUAGUAACGAAGCAUUCCUCCUUUACGUACAUAUUCACUAUUAAUCACCGAUUAUUUUUUAACAUACAAAAGGUUUUAUGUAAUUAUAUAUUCAGUGGCAAAAAUCUAUAUUUUUUUCGAAUUAGAUACCUGUAGCGACAUAGUAAAUAUUAUAUAAGUAUAGCAUAUUAAUCGCGUAUCUGUAUUCCGAUGUCUUAAAGGGUCGGCAGUCUUAGCCCGACCGCCGUUCCGGUAAUAUAUACUGUGUGUAAUACGUGCGCUACCUAACUCAAUAUAGUGAACUGAUAUCAGGAAGAGUGCUUUCAUUUAUUAUCCCGAACUAAAGAACUGAACAUACAACUGAACACGAUAAAUCUGGUCAUCCAACACAAAACUGGUGACCCCUACAAAUUUUAAUUUUUAAUACGUAAUAUCGAGAGUUCGGGACGAAGCGUCGGUCGGGCUGGCUCACACGAGCAAGCCAUACGGACAAAAAUUGUGCCAGUAGUGAAUUGUUGUUUAACUUAAUAUGGCAGCAAAUCGAAGACGUCGCCGCUGGUGAUGUGGCGCAGAUUACAGUUUCGUCGCGCAUUCCCGAUU
Molecule: messenger RNA, 3170 nt
Organism: Pectinophora gossypiella (pink bollworm)
Lineage: Eukaryota; Metazoa; Arthropoda; Insecta; Lepidoptera; Gelechiidae
Product: piggyBac transposable element-derived protein 4-like
Exons: 3
Coding region: 1182-2201 (339 amino acids)
Source: RefSeq, a predicted model, not a curated record